UGAAUACUCUUGUGCACACACACCUUAACUCAAGACACUAUUCUUCUUCUCCAUCCUUCCAACAAUUCACACCGUUUCUUGAGCUUCUUCCAUGGCAGCAACCGCCUCAAUCAAUACACCCACGGAAACAACGUACAAUCCAUGCUUCAAUAACACCGCCUCACCUCUCCAACAACUCAUCUCCUCCAAAACUCGGAAACGUACAACCAACAUCAGCAACAAACAAUCAAACUCCUAUGCACUUCCUUGAAAGAGCCGCCGUCAUCUACGGCGACUGCCCUUCCAUUAUCCACAAAGACAUCACUCGCACGUGGUCCGAGACCCGCACCAGAUGCCUCAAACUCGCAUCCUCCAUCGCCGCCCUAGGCAUCACCCGCGGCGACGUCGUAUCAGUGGUGGCCCCCAACAUCCCCGCCACGUGCGAGCUCCACUUCGCCGUUCCCAUGGCCGGCGCCGUCCUCAACACCAUCAACACCCGCCUCGACGCCAACAACAUCUCCAACUUGCUCCGCCACUGCGACUCCAAGCUCGUGUUCGUCGACUCACAGUUCGCAUCUCUUGUCUGGGAAGCUGUUUCGCUGCUUCCGCCGCAUCUUCCCCGCCCGAUAUUAGUCCUCAUCGAAGACCAAGAAUAUAGCUAUACCGAAAAUUCGUUUGAUCAUGAUUACGAGAUCAUGGUGGAAAACGGUGACGCGGCGUUCGAGUGGGUCCGGCCCCGCAGCGAGUGGGACCCGAUCGCGCUGAACUACACCUCCGGCACGACUGCCGCGCCCAAGGGGGUGGUGCACAGCCACCGUAGCGCUUUCCUGCAGUCGGUCAACAUGCUGUUCCAGUGCUGCGUGCCUGAGCAGGCGGUGUACCUGUGGACAGUGCCGAUGUUUCACUGCAACGGGUGGAGUUUUCCAUGGGGUUUGGCGGCGGUGGGAGGCGUCAACGUGUGCCUCCGCCGCGUGGAUGCCCCGUCUGUUUACCAGGCUCUGGAGGAGUACGGAGUGACGCACAUGGGCGGCGCGCCGGUGGUGCUCAAUAUGCUGAGCAACUACACAGGGAGCGCAUUGACCGCUCCAGUCCAUGUCUUAACAGGCGGAGCGCCACCGCCUGCGGCGUUGCUUGAGCGGGCUGAGUCGUUGGGGUUCAUUGUGAGUCAUGGGUACGGACUGACUGAGACGGGAGGCCAUGCUGUGAUGUGCACUUGGAAGAAAGAAUGGGACCAUUUGCCAGGGUCGGAGAGAGCGAGGUUGAAGGCAAGGCAAGGAGUGGGAUCUAUUUGCUCUGCCGAAGUGGAUGUGGUGGACCCAUACACUGGCGAGAGCUUGGGUCGCGACGGCAAGACGAUUGGGGAGGUGGUGCUGAGAGGAGGCACAUUGAUGUUGGGAUAUUUGAAUGAUAAAGAGGGAACAUCGCGGUGUAUGAAGGAGAAUGGAUGGUUUUGGACAGGAGACAUGGGCGUGAUGCAUGAAGAUGGAUACUUGGAGGUGAAGGAUAGGUCCAAGGAUGUCAUCAUCUGCGGCGGAGAGAAUAUUAGCAGCAUUGAAGUGGAGGCCAUUCUCUACAGUCACUCAGCCGUGCAUGAGGCAGCUGUGGUGGCACGGCCGUGUAAGUACUGGGGUGAAACGCCGUGUGCGUUCGUGAGCUUGAAGGAGGCUCACGAGAAGCCAUCAGAGAAGGAGAUAAGGGAAUUCUGUAAGGAGAGGAUGCCGCUUUUCAUGGUGCCUAGGUUGGUGGUGUUCUUGCCGGACCUGCCCAAGACGUCUACUGGAAAAGUCCAGAAAUUUUUACUCCGAGAUAUGGCAAAACAAAUCUGAAUACUUUAAUUAGUAGCUAUUGUUACUUUCUUUGUAUUCCCUCCAAUUCACCAUUAUAGACUAACACUUGUUUUAAAAAAUGUGAAAUAGAAAAUAAGUUCAAAAA
Salvia hispanica is the source of this 1911-nucleotide messenger RNA. RefSeq names its product 2-methylpropanoate--CoA ligase CCL4-like. Lineage: Eukaryota; Viridiplantae; Streptophyta; Magnoliopsida; Lamiales; Lamiaceae. The record is from RefSeq and is a predicted model, not a curated record.